This is a messenger RNA of Vollenhovia emeryi, 599 nucleotides long. Its product is annotated as cytochrome b-c1 complex subunit 7-like. The transcript has 4 exons. Bases 136 to 459 code for a protein of 107 amino acids. Gene Ontology annotation, biological process: mitochondrial electron transport, ubiquinol to cytochrome c. The record is from RefSeq and is a predicted model, not a curated record. Lineage: Eukaryota; Metazoa; Arthropoda; Insecta; Hymenoptera; Formicidae.
AGGGCCGUACCUACGCGAAUCGCCUUGACAGCUGACUCACGCCGCCAUUUAAUUUUCGACGCAUCAAUCUGCUCGCCGCAGGAUCUGUCGAGUCUCGCUGCGAUUUUCUCCGUAGAAAACGUCACAGCCUCGAAAAUGAGCAAGCAAAUGAAUCAGCUGAUCUCCAUCGGCUUCAGGAAAUGGUGUUACAAUCUCAGCGGAUUUAAUCAAUACGGUUUAUGGAGGGAUGACCUACUGCGCGAAGAUGCGGACGUAACGGAAGCGCUGAGGCGCGUGCCUCAAGAAAUCGUGGAUCGACGCAACUUCCGCAUAGUGAGAGCCAUGCAAUUGAGUGCCUGCCAUAGAAUUCUACCCAAAGAAGAGUGGACCAAGUUCGAUGAGGAUGUAAGAUAUCUUCAGCCGUAUGUCGAUGACGUUAUAAAAGAGCGCGAGGAGAGAGAGAGAUGGGAAGCGUCAUAAAACGCAGCGCUACGAUUGAUUAUUAUAGUAAUGUAACAAAGAUUAUCCGUUCUUAAUCCUUUCCGUGGAGAAGAGCUGAUCUGUACAUAUAUAAGAUGAAUAGAUACUAAAUAAAUUACAUUCGCUUGCUCGAAACAGCA